Lecanosticta acicola is the source of this 936-nucleotide messenger RNA. Lineage: Eukaryota; Fungi; Ascomycota; Dothideomycetes; Mycosphaerellales; Mycosphaerellaceae. The record is from the annotation of a GenBank genome assembly.
AUGGCACUUACGUACCGUGGGAUAUACAAGUUCAAGCCUAUCAGCGCUGAUAGGGACGAGAUCCGGAUAGUGAAGCUUCUUCCUGGGGUUAGAGGUGAUCCUAUCAAGGUCACGCUGAGUACUGAAUCUUUCCACCCGGAACAUGAGGACGCUUACACAUCUUCAUCUCAGGACUUUGACGAAUCGUCUAGCACCACUGACGAAGUCAGUUCUGGCAGUCGAAUGUCUGCCGAGGAUCAAUCCAAUCGAACGGCUGAAGACGACAGGGAGACAGAACACGAUCUUUCCAGCGAUCUCCACAACUUUCAAACUGCACCUGGCAGCUGCGAAAUAGGUCGAGCAUCAGGCGAGAUUGGUCACACAACUGGCGACCACCGGGAACACGAAGAUGAAGAUGCUGAGUCUAUGCUCGGAAGCGACAAGUCUGAGGCAGUGUAUCCUACAAGUUCCGACCGCUAUGCCGGUGUCCCUAAGUAUGAGGCCAUUUCUUAUGCUUGGGGCUCGCCUUUGGAUAGGACUGCAAUUGCGAUUGUGGAUGCCGAAGAUUACCGGAGUCUUGGAGUCACUUGCAACUGUGCCGAAGCUUUGCGGUACCUGCGUUACCCGGACAGGAGCCGCUCUCUUUGGGUUGAUGCCAUCUGUAUUGAUCAAGGGCUUUCUGAAGCGUCUCUUACUGAACGAGCGCGCCAAGUCGCUAUAAUGGUAAAGAUCUUCAGAUUCGCGGAGAGAGUCGUCGCAUGGCUUGGACCCUCCUUACUAGGAGACGAAAUUGUUAAGAAUUGGGUCGAGGCAGUCCAUUCGAACAUGAAAUACGACGACAUUACUCCCGGCGCUGUGCCUCGCACUUCUGGCUCGAUAUGGAGUGAUUUACGUAGGGCUAACAUCACGAGAGAAGAGUCGACUGCCCUUUCCGGCUACAUAACUCGGGCGUGGUAA